CAUGGGGAGGUAACGUAAACACCUUUUCGUGACAGUAGUGGGUGGAAGAGAUCUGAGGACACAUUUGAAUAUCGGUUGUCGUACUUGGUCCUUGUUUAUAAUAACUUUAUCUUAAGAAUAAGGCGGUAUCCCCUUGGAAACAAUAUGGCUAGGAAGAAGAAAGUGAAAAAGAAGCUGGAAAUAGUUUUUGAUCCCAAAAGUAGAAGAGAGUUCCUCACAGGCUUUCAUAAACGGAAAAACGAGCGAAAGAAACGUGCUAAAGAAAAGUUGGAGGAAAUGCUGAAAGAGGAACGCAAACGCAUACGACAAGAGGUCAAAGACAGUGUGAAGCAUUUGAAAAAAUCAUACGAACCUGUCCCGGAAGUUGAACACCUAAUCAAUGAAGAGGAGUACGAAAACAGUGCAGUCACAGUCAAAAUCAUGGAUCUUUCGACGGACAACGCCUCGCAGUAUAACUUCAUCGGAGAAAAUAAAGUGCGCCAAAAUCCUGAAGAAACAGAUAAUGAUGACGAGGAAUUGGAUGAUGGAGUGGAAGAUGCCGUUCCUGGGAUGAGUGUAGUGACAAAAUCGAAACCAGCUCCGAAAGAAAAAAAGGAAGUAAAGGAAAUAUCUUCAAAAAAGGAUCUUAACCGCUUAACAAAGAAAACUGCAGUGAAAUCAUUGCGAAAGAAUAAGUUGUUUAAAAUGAAGUCGAAAUUGGACAGUGCGGCGGAUAAGAAAAAAGCCAGGAAAGAAAAGAGGAAGAAGGAAAAGUUGCACGCCAAACAGCAACGGCGGAGAGGCAAAUUCAAGGGCCGAUGACAUCUUUGAUUCACCAUCUACAGCCUUGUAUCGUUCGCUAGCGGGGCUGGCUUGCAUGGAUCGGACUUACCAGUUCUGUCCGUCAUAAGUUGUGUCCAGGUGAAGUCGCAAUAUCGAUAAAUAUGCGAGUGCAAGAACCUGUCGUGAAACACUUUUCAAAGUUUUAUAUCUUGGAAUACAUAGGAAAAUUUAACGAUUUUA
Messenger RNA from Hermetia illucens (black soldier fly), 1002 nucleotides. RefSeq names its product nucleolar protein 12 (gene vito). Gene Ontology annotation, cellular component: nucleolus. Gene Ontology annotation, molecular function: RNA binding. The record is from RefSeq and is a predicted model, not a curated record. The coding region runs from base 145 to 801 and encodes 218 amino acids. Lineage: Eukaryota; Metazoa; Arthropoda; Insecta; Diptera; Stratiomyidae. The transcript is spliced from 2 exons.